Messenger RNA from Penicillium concentricum, 675 nucleotides. RefSeq lists its product as uncharacterized. Gene Ontology annotation, cellular component: plasma membrane. Gene Ontology annotation, biological process: signal transduction. Gene Ontology annotation, molecular function: GTP binding; GTPase activity; GDP binding. The record is from RefSeq and is a predicted model, not a curated record. NCBI's taxonomy places the organism in Eukaryota, Fungi, Ascomycota, Eurotiomycetes, Eurotiales, Aspergillaceae. The transcript is spliced from 2 exons. The coding region runs from base 1 to 675 and encodes 224 amino acids.
AUGUCUGGGAGGUUGCCCUUCAUCACACUGUUAAUUAUCGGGGCUGAUGGUGUUGGGAAAACAGCGCUAGCUAAGCGGCUUUGUCCACAGGAGUUUACCUAUGAUCCAACACUUGGUGAUUCCUGUUCGGCAAUGGUAGCUGUUGAUGGCUGGACUUGUAUGGUUGACAUCUUGACGACUUCGGGAAUGGAAGAAUACACCGCCCUCUACGAAAAUUUUAUACGUGACGCGAGUGCCUUCAUUCUUGCGUACAGCGUGACUUCGCGGACGUCCUUUUCUGAUAUACAGGCCCACGACAAUUGGAUUAAGAAGAUUAAGGAGGAGAUGAGGGUUGCUGGGCCUCCAACAACGUAUCCUUCAUACCCUCUGUACAAUUCGGUCGUCAUUUUGGUCGGUACCAAGAAUGACUUGGAAGCCCAGCGCGAAGUCUCGGUUGAAGAAGGCCAAAUGCUUGCAAAGUCAUUGAACUGUUCGUUCUUCGAAACAUCUGCAAAGCAAAACACAGAUGUGGAGAAGGCGUUGCAUGAUAUUCUGAGAGGCUUUCGACAAAAAAAUUUUCCUACUCCUAGUGAACCUGAAACACCGACUCCUUCACGAUCGAGGAAAGGUUUAGGGAGAUUGUUGGGACCAAGGCAACGAAAGAAUGAUAAUGGGUCAGGAUGCGUUGUUAUGUGA